GCAAAUCUUGAGUCUCACAUAUAAUUCCCGGGAAAAUCCAACCAAUCUCCUCCACAAUCAUACCCGAUCCGCCGCCGCCUACCUGAAUUGGGCUCCCGAAACAGCGAUCUCGGAGCCUAUGGAACCCCCCACCACGAGCACCUUCUCCCCCGACCCGAAAACUCCGUCGCCAAAGCUUCUCGCCUCCUCCUAUCGCCGCCCCUCUUCCUCCCGCACAAUUUACGGAGAUCGCUUCAUCCCCAGCCGCUCCUCUUCUAAUUUUGCUCUCUUCAAUCUCCCCAAUUCUAGCUCCAAUGCCUCUUCCGAUGAUUCCAAUUCGGCCUACACCAACCUCUUGAAGUCCGCCCUUUUCGGGCCCGAAUGCGUCAGUGGAUUUCAGCCAUUGACGCCGGAUAAAUCUUCCUCCGGCGGGAGAUUUAGUGGUCGGAGCAGCGGCAGUGAUAGUGUUUUCCAGACUAGUCCUCCGAAUUGCAACAUUUUCAAGUAUAAGACCGAAACGAGGAGGUCUCUGCAUUCUCUGUCUCCGUUUGGAUUUGAUGAUCAGCUCCCUGGGGUUACUCAUAGUCCUGUUAAGGCCCCAAGGAAAGUCCCUAGAUCUCCUUACAAGGUUCUGGAUGCGCCUGCUUUGCAAGAUGAUUUCUAUCUUAACCUAGUUGAUUGGUCUUCGCACAAUGUGUUGGCUGUGGGGCUGGGAAACUGUGUUUAUCUGUGGCAUGCUUCUAGCAGCAAGGUAGUGAAGCUGUGUGAUUUAGGAUCUGAUGAUAGUGUCUGUUCUGUCGGCUGGGCUCAACGCAACACACAUCUUGCAGUUGGAACUAGCAACGGGAAAGUCCAAUUGUGGGAUGCCUCUCGUUGCAAGAGGAUAAGAACCAUGGAGGGACAUCGGCUGCGAGUUGGAGCCCUAGCCUGGAGUUCUUCCACAUUAUCGUCAGGAAGCCGCGACAAAAGUAUUCUUCAGCGUGAUAUACGAGCUCAGGAAGACUAUGUUAGCAAGUUAAGCGGACAUAAAUCAGAGGUUUGUGGGUUGAAGUGGUCUUAUGACAAUCGAGAGUUAGCAUCAGGUGGAAAUGAUAACAGGCUUUUUGUAUGGAACCAACAUUCGACCCAGCCUGUGCUAAAAUACUGUGAACACACUGCUGCUGUAAAAGCAAUUGCAUGGUCGCCCCAUCUUCAUGGACUCCUUGCUUCUGGGGGUGGCACUGCUGACCGAUGCAUUCGUUUCUGGAAUACAACUACUAAUACGAAGCUAAGUUGCAUGGAUACUGGAAGUCAGGUAUGCAAUCUUGUGUGGUCGAAGAAUGUCAAUGAACUUGUGAGUACCCAUGGCUACUCCCAAAACCAAAUAAUCGUUUGGAGAUAUCCUUCAAUGUCAAAGUUGGCUACUCUAACAGGCCAUACCUACAGGGUACUCUACCUUGCUAUUUCACCAGAUGGGCAGACAAUCGUGACAGGAGCAGGAGAUGAAACACUUCGGUUCUGGAAUGUUUUUCCUUCACCUAAAUCUCAGAACACUGAAAGUGAAAUCGGGGCAUCAUCUCUUGGAAGGACGCAAAUUCGCUGAUCCUCUGCUAUGUAUCACUCUGCGCAUUAUCAUCCUAUUUAUUCCUUGUCGCUGUGGUCACAAGAAUGUUACGCUCCUAGCACAGCAACGAGGCACAGAUAAGCCGGUUGACGACACAAAGCUGCGGAAAAUUUUUCAGGAUGUUACAAAUAUCAGCUGAUUGUACCCUCAACAAUCAAGCAAAACUGGUGAUAUUAGAUGUUUUUAAUACUUUAGAAACAUGACCAAGUGUAUAGGAAAUUGUCAUGCUUGGUAACAUUUGGUUGAAGUUAGAGUAAAAACAUAAGCAGCUUCCGGUGCCCUAUUUUAUUUUAUUGUAAAUAAUUAUUCUUGGAGUGAGGAGAUCGUCUAUCGUUCUCCAAGAUAUUUUUCAUUAAUAUAUAAAUCUUAUUUUGUUUUA
This is a messenger RNA of Salvia hispanica, 1961 nucleotides long. Its product is annotated as B-type cell cycle switch protein ccs52A-like. Gene Ontology annotation, molecular function: protein binding; anaphase-promoting complex binding; ubiquitin ligase activator activity. Gene Ontology annotation, cellular component: anaphase-promoting complex. Gene Ontology annotation, biological process: positive regulation of anaphase-promoting complex-dependent catabolic process; positive regulation of ubiquitin protein ligase activity; anaphase-promoting complex-dependent catabolic process. The record is from RefSeq and is a predicted model, not a curated record. Lineage: Eukaryota; Viridiplantae; Streptophyta; Magnoliopsida; Lamiales; Lamiaceae.